GUAUCAAAGGCAGCAGAGAGGUCUAAAAGUAGGAGUAUGGCUCUUCUACCAGCUCGGUCCAACAUGGGUCGCGUCAGAACUAAGACCGUGAAAAAGGCUGCUUGGGUCAUAAUUGAAAAAUACUAUACCCGGCUGGACAAUGACUUCCACACCAACAAGCAUGUGUGCGAAGAGAUUGCCAUCCUCCCUAGCAAAAACCUGUGCAACAAGAUCGCUGGGUAUGUCACACAUCUCAUGAAGCGCAUCCAGAGAGGUCCUGUCAGAGGCAUCUCCAUCAAACUGCAGGAGGAGGAGAGAGAGAGGAGGGAUAAAUAUGUUCCUGAGGUAUCUGCCCUGGAUCAAGAGAUCAUUGAGGUUGAUCCUGACACCAAGGAAAUGCUGAAGUUGUUGGACUUUGGCGGCAUGUCCAACAUGCAGGUAACCCAGCCCACCGUGGGCAUGAACUUUAAUUGUUUAAUUGUUUGUAUCAUAAUUUCCAUUAAACUUGGGGAAAACCAAAAAAAAAUAAAGUAUGAGUAUGGUGUAAUGGCCAUUGGUUUUAGAAGUUAG
Rana temporaria (common frog) is the source of this 549-nucleotide messenger RNA. RefSeq names its product 40S ribosomal protein S17-like. Gene Ontology annotation, molecular function: structural constituent of ribosome. The coding region runs from base 37 to 549 and encodes 170 amino acids. The record is from RefSeq and is a predicted model, not a curated record. Gene Ontology annotation, biological process: translation. Lineage: Eukaryota; Metazoa; Chordata; Amphibia; Anura; Ranidae. Gene Ontology annotation, cellular component: ribosome. The transcript has a single exon.